CACUCUCAUUUUCCAUUCGCUAGGGUUUUCAACAAAAAAAUGGCGGAAAGAGCACCGAUCGAAUCCGUGCAAUGCUUCGGCCGCAAGAAGACGGCGGUGGCGGUUACCCACUGCAAGCGAGGCCGUGGGCUUAUCAAGAUUAACGGUUGUCCUAUCGAGCUUGUUGAGCCCGAAAUCCUCCGUUUCAAGGCCGUCGAGCCAAUUCUUCUCCUCGGCCGCCAGCGUUUUGCCGGCGUCGACAUGAGGAUCCGUGUUAAAGGCGGAGGCCACACUUCUCAGAUCUACGCCAUCCGUCAAAGCAUUGCUAAGGCCCUCGUCGCUUUCUACCAGAAGUACGUCGAUGAGCAAAGCAAGAAGGAGAUUAAGGAUAUCUUAGUCGGGUACGAUAGGACUUUGCUGGUGGCUGAUCCGAGGAGGUGCGAGCCCAAGAAAUUCGGUGGAAGAGGUGCUAGGGCAAGGUUCCAGAAGAGUUACCGUUGAAGAAGUUUUAUGGUUUGUUCGCGAAACUUCGUUUUGUUUUACAAGAGAUACUAUGUUUAUGUUCAUUUUGAAUUAAGUUUUGCUAUGUUCGUGGAUUAAAAUUAGCUCAUGACUGAGGUUCAGACUUCAAAUGUUUGUUUUGCUUUUAUCUUAAUUUAGACUCAUUCCUUAGAUUA
Gossypium raimondii (Peruvian cotton) is the source of this 656-nucleotide messenger RNA. Its product is annotated as 40S ribosomal protein S16. The transcript has a single exon. Bases 40 to 480 code for a protein of 146 amino acids. Gene Ontology annotation, biological process: maturation of SSU-rRNA from tricistronic rRNA transcript (SSU-rRNA, 5.8S rRNA, LSU-rRNA); translation. Lineage: Eukaryota; Viridiplantae; Streptophyta; Magnoliopsida; Malvales; Malvaceae. The record is from RefSeq and is a predicted model, not a curated record. Gene Ontology annotation, cellular component: ribosome; cytosolic small ribosomal subunit. Gene Ontology annotation, molecular function: structural constituent of ribosome; RNA binding.